This is a messenger RNA of Brassica rapa (field mustard), 740 nucleotides long. Its product is annotated as metallothionein-like protein type 2, MT2-4/MT2-25. Gene Ontology annotation, molecular function: metal ion binding. Lineage: Eukaryota; Viridiplantae; Streptophyta; Magnoliopsida; Brassicales; Brassicaceae. The record is from RefSeq and is a predicted model, not a curated record.
AAAGGAAAGUAUUAAACAGAAAUGAAUACUGGAACGAUUAUUUAGGUGAUAAGAGUUGACUAAAGUCUUGACAGGUGGAGGGUCCAUAGUCUCUCAUUUUCCAUAUAAAUAGAGAAUCAUGAGCUCCUCGUUAUAUCAGUAUCUCUCUCUCAAAGCCAAAUAAACAUUUUAGAUUUUUUCUUCAGUUUCUUAGAGAAGAUGUCUUGCUGUGGAGGAAACUGUAGCUGCGGAUCUGACUGCAAGUGUGAUGGCUGCAAAGGUUGCAAGAUGUACCCAGACUUGGGCUUCUCAGGGGAGACUACCACCACCCAGACUCUUGUCCUCGGCGUUGCUCCGUCGAUGAACUCUCAGUAUGAGGCUUCUGGCGAGACUUUCUUCGCCGAGAAUGAUGGAUGCAAGUGCGGAUCUGACUGCAAGUGCGACAACCCUUGCACUUGUAAAUGAACAACCCCAAUAAACCCAAACCCCAAGUAUUUAAAGUAAAACCUGAUGUUAUGUUUGCUAGUAUGUAAUAAUGACUUAUUUCGCCGGUUGUUUGGCUGGCUAUGUGAGUCCUGUUGUUUUUCGUCUUCUUCUGUGUGUGUGUUUAAGGUUUGGUCAUAAGAUAUCUCUGCAUAUUGUAUCUGUGUGACUAUAUAUGAUUCGAAAGUUGCAUGUUGUAUCUGUGUGACUAUAUAUGAUUCGAAAGUGUUAUGUGGUUUGUAAUUUGAAGUUUCAGUCAUAUCUUUUUAAGGUUGCUU